Molecule: messenger RNA, 450 nt
Organism: Cladophialophora immunda
Lineage: Eukaryota; Fungi; Ascomycota; Eurotiomycetes; Chaetothyriales; Herpotrichiellaceae
Exons: 2
Coding region: 1-450 (149 amino acids)
Source: RefSeq, a predicted model, not a curated record
AUGGCGUCCUUCUUUGCCCUUGCCAUCCAGCAAUUCCCAAAGGACAAAGAAGGCAAUAAAAGCCGGCCAAGAGGCUAUGUCAGUGGUCUAAUAUUUGGCAUCUCUUUCGCAGUAUCCAUUCCCUUUAUCAUCUUCGCAUUCAACAUUGGGCUCUUCCAGCAUCUGUGGAUCAAGGUUUGGUACAUCUGGCCCAAGUUACUAUUGCUAGGGAUGCUCUCGAUCCUUUCACACCUGAAAAUUUUCGGAAUCGACAAAAUGUCCUCAGGAUGGAAGCGCGGGACCCAAGAUUCUAUGAACAAGUAUGAUCCGAACUAUGGCGCUGGUCUCAUGAACUGGCUGGCCCAGGACAACGUGCGCGAUGCGGAGGACUUCCGGCGAAUGACAAAUGCGUAUGAAAUCCUGCAGACAGAGCACGGCCCACGAGCCAGAAUCACUACACAUCUGGUCUGA